Messenger RNA from Chanos chanos (milkfish), 541 nucleotides. RefSeq names its product translocase of inner mitochondrial membrane 9 homolog (gene timm9). The coding region runs from base 73 to 342 and encodes 89 amino acids. The transcript is spliced from 4 exons. The record is from RefSeq and is a predicted model, not a curated record. Lineage: Eukaryota; Metazoa; Chordata; Actinopteri; Gonorynchiformes; Chanidae.
UUCGGAGGCAGGGGUUGUCUUGCUGAGUAAAUGUCACGCCGUUUUACAGAAGAGUACCCUACAUAUUGAACGAUGGCUGCUCAGAUCUCUGAAUCGGACCAAAUUAAACAGUUCAAGGAAUUCCUUGGCACUUACAACAAACUUACUGAAAACUGCUUUAUGGACUGUGUGAAAGAUUUCACAACUAGAGAAGUUAAACCAGAGGAGACCACUUGUUCUGAGAGCUGCCUACAAAAGUAUCUAAAGAUGACGCAGCGUAUUUCCAUGCGCUUCCAGGAAUAUCACAUCCAACAGAACGAGGCCCUGGCUGCAAAAGCUGGUUUACUGGGACAGCCACGAUAAGGGUGUUGUGAGACUUUGCAUGGACUCAAUUCAGACUAAGCCAUGGUUGUCUUUCUACCAUGGAGAAUGGCUGUCCAUUGUGGACUAAAACAACGCAGCUGAAGCCAUAUGGCUGUCUGAAAAGUCCACAUACUGAUGUCAGCUCCCAAGCUUGAGGCAAAGUGACUGGAGGGACAGGUUUUUUGGGGGUUUUUUUGGU